AUUUUCAUUCGUUCAAUCAGUCUGCUUGCGGCUUUUGAGGAAGACGGUGCGUUGGUGUUGUUUUUUAGAUCGCGUUUCGUUGUGAUUUGUGUUUUGUAUUGUGGUGCAUGAUGGCUUACAACGGUGGUGGUGGCGGCAAAAGACUGUGCUCAGGACUGGACCUGGAUGUUGAAAGGAGCAACGGCAACAACUACAACAUGGCGGGCGAGCCGCGCCGCAAGCGCGAGCUGCCAGCGAGGCCGAACCACAUACUCCUGUACACGAUCAUCAACCCGGCGUAUCCCAUCACUGUGGAUGUCAUACACACGAUCAGCACACCACACGGCCAAGUUCAGAGGAUUGUCGUCUUUAAGAAGAACGGCGUACAGGCGAUGGUUGAAUUUGAGAGUGUCGAGUCGGCGACGCGCGCGAAGGAGGCGCUCCACGGGUGCGACAUCUACUCGGGAUGCUGUACGCUCAAGAUCGAAUAUGCCAAGCCUGAAAGAUUGAACGUGUUCAAAAAUGACCAAGACAGUUGGGACUACACCUUGUCAGAGGAGGUACAACAGCCACAGCAAAGAAGCGCGCCACUCUUGCAGUCGCCGCAGUACACCGGUGGUCGACCUCAGCCCUACAAUCCAUCAAAUGCCACAACGCAAGUGCCACCAAGACCGUGCAGCGAGGAUUCCUGCAGUCAACACAGUCAGCAUUCGUGCGACCAAUCACAGAACGGUUUGUAUGAUAUGGACUUUGGUAGCGGAGGGCCACCUCCCCCGGGAAUGAUGAAGGACAGGCAUGGACCGCCUCCACCCCACCACCCGCGUGACGGUCGCGGCUACGGACCGGAGGGCUAUGGCGGCGAGGGUUUCGUCCCUCCGCCGCCGAUGCAUCAUCCGCCGAUGCCGCCGCAAAAUCAGGGCGGGCCCCCGCAGCAGGGUGCCGUGAUGAUGGUGUACGGGCUCGACCCGAGCACCGCGAACGCGGACCGGCUGUUCAACCUGUGCUGCCUCUACGGGAACGUUGUUAGGAUAAAGUUCUUGAAGACGAAAGAGGGUACAGCUAUGGUGCAAAUGGGCGACGCGGUGUCGGUGGAGCGGUGUGUGCAGAACCUGAACAACGUGACCGUCGGCGAUUACACGCUGACGCUGGCUUUCUCAAAGCAGGCGUACCUCUCGGAAGUGAUGAACCCGUACCCGCUGCCCGACAAGAGCCCGUCGUUCAAGGACUACGUCAGCAACAAGAACAACCGCUUCCUGACGCCGGCCUCCAUACACAAGAAUCGGAUACAGCCGCCGUCCAAGGUGGUGCACUUCUUCAACACGCCGCCGGACGUGUCGGAGGAGCAGCUGCUGGGCGUGUUCGCGGACUACGGCGUGGCGCCGCCGCACACCAUCUCCAAGUUCCCGCUCAAGAGCGAGAGAUCAUCAUCCGGCCUGAUGGAGUUCCAGAACAUCUCGCAAUCGGUGAUGGCCAUCAUGGCGUGCAACCACGCGACCAUACAACAUCCAGGCGCGAAAUUCCCGUUCGUGAUGAAGCUCUGCUUUUCGUCGUCGCGGCAGAUCGGUCAGGGCAAGGGCCAGGGUGGGGGCAAGAGCCGCGACGGGAGCCAGGGCCCCGGACAGGGCCCCGACGCGGGCCCCAGGCAGGGUCAGAACAACGGCGUCGAGCACGACUACUAUUAACGGCGAAGGCGGCGCACACACAAACACACAUAUCAAGACGGACGGCUACACACAUACACACAGCCACCACUCCGAGUGCGGGACUUGAGUUGCCGUUUAACAAUAUUCACCCCACAACACACAUAAAUAUUGUUUUUAUUUUUCUCAAAGUUACCAACGCAAAACUAGGGGGUGAAGUUUUUUUUUCAAUGGCAACAUUAUUAUUCCUUAAUUUUUACAAUUAUUGUGAUCUAGAUCACUGCUAUAAAGACAUUAACAGAUAGUUAAUUUUAGACACAGUAACAAUUUUUUAAUUUCAUGUUUAACACAAUCUACAUUUCCAUUUUUUUUAUUUUAUUUUAUUUUUUUCUCUUUUUUUAAUGUACUUGGGCGAGUCGAGAAAUGGGUUCGCAUUUUGUUUUAUAUAAGUAGAGGUUUAGGUGUUGUAAGCAUUAUUCCCUUAUUAUGAAUUGAAUAAAAUAGUUUUAGUUUUGUGUCGGCCAUUUUCAGAAAUAAAAAUUGGAUACACGUAUCUAAAAUGGCUGGCAUUAUUUUUCCGUUUUGAGUGACUGUUUUAGAAAUAGUACGUCGUUUAAUUUUUAGUUGAAUAUAGAUGUUUCUGUUACAUUAUUUUUGUCCUAAUUAGCGUUAAAAAUAUUGUCUGUGCGUAUUUUUAUGAUAGAUUUUACUGGUUGUACACUAAUGGCAGUUGUGAAUUGUACAAGUAAUAAAUUAUAUGUUGGUUAUAAGGUAGAGAAAUUUGACUUUUAUUUUUCAUUCGCUUAGAGUGUGCAUGUUUUAUUCGGUAUUGCAUGAGUUUCGUGUUCUCACUGUGUGGUUGCGCGUAACUUCAAGCGUGCCAAUUGUGUGCGGACAGCGACAGUAAAUUUGGGCAAACAACUGUUCCUGCAAACUUGUCAAGCUUGUGGUCACGCGUGUAACCGCCAUAAUUCGAUGUUUUUUAAGAACCAAAAGUGUCAUAAGUGUAAGUUUUAGCACUUUUUAGGCUAGUAGUAACUAGUAAGUGUCAUGGCGAAGUCAAUUAUAUUUGAUUAGAUGGAAAUGAUGAAACAGAUUUUCUAUAAACAUAAAAUUGGCCUAUAUCGAUAAUUAUUUAAUUCUGUAACUGACCAGUGAUUUAAAUAAUAUUUUUAUAAAAAUAUAUUAUUAACUACUUUUUGUUUAGAAUGAAAAACGUCCAUUUGUGUUUCCAGAACAAUCAUUUGAAAUAGUUACCGUAACGAAUUGUAAUAAACACUGGUCAAUGAUGAUUCUCAUUAUAAUAAGCUAAUAAAUUUUUUCCCUUCCUUUUUUUCUAUUAAUAAGAUUAAAUAUUUGUAUGUGAAUUGAAUAGCAUGCCUAUAUAACUGUUUAUGAUAUGAAAUUGUCACAUAUAACACGAUUUUUACUUUAACACUAGGUAGAUUUGCCUUGCAAACGCAAUUUAUGACUAAAAUUAAAAACAUUUUUUCUUUAACAGAAUUUACAAAAAUAACAUAGCGUAAACAGUACUAUAGCAAACCAUAGUCCUAUAGUAAACAAUGUUAUCAAAUAAAAUAGAUGCAUAUCUUUUUCUCUAGAACUAUUUUCGAAAUGAAUUAAAUGUCUUAGUAUUAGCAAUUGAUGUCGUGGAUAGCAUUCAGUUUUGUGUUGAUAAAUUAUGUAAAGAAAUAUAUAUUUGUGUCGCUGUUGUUUUAAAUCGUUCUGCGUAACUACUUAUGUAAAAUUGUUUGAAAAUGAAUGCUUAUAUACUGUUGUAAUAAAUAAUGUAGUUGUCAAUAACUCAAAACAAUACAUGUUUCACUAAUUUAAAUGACACAGACUACUGCACGUGACUAUGUCCGACUCUAACAAGAACAGCACUCUAGCCAACAUAAGAUAAUGUAACAGAUUAUAAUUUUUUAGUUUUUCUUUCCUUAUUUCUUAGCUUAUCUCCUUCAUUGGUAUUAGAUAGUAGUUACAUGUUUAACAUUAAAUACAUGAAACACAAA
Messenger RNA from Zerene cesonia (dogface butterfly), 3631 nucleotides. RefSeq names its product heterogeneous nuclear ribonucleoprotein L (gene sm). The transcript is spliced from 16 exons. The record is from RefSeq and is a predicted model, not a curated record. Gene Ontology annotation, biological process: regulation of RNA splicing; mRNA processing. The coding region runs from base 108 to 1661 and encodes 517 amino acids. Gene Ontology annotation, molecular function: mRNA binding. NCBI's taxonomy places the organism in Eukaryota, Metazoa, Arthropoda, Insecta, Lepidoptera, Pieridae. Gene Ontology annotation, cellular component: nucleus.